AAUGUAUUCGUCGAUCAUCCAGGACGACGAACGACAUUUUUCGAUCCACGCUUGCCGAUGCCCGUCAAACGACGCACACGAAGUGCACCUCCAAAUCAGCACAGUUGUGAUCUGAACGGUAACGAACUCAUGGAUAUUCUGCAGGAUGCUGUAAAUAUGCAUGAUCUCGUCCGACUGCCUAAGCCUGAGAUACUUUCUGCGGAUGCUUCUGAAUUACGGAAAAGUCGCCUCUGCGUCAAUUUCGAUGAGGAAGACGGGUUGGAUUAUGGAGGUCCAUCAAGAGAGCUAUUCUUCCUACUUUCACGGGAACUUUUUAAUCCUUACUAUGGCCUGUUUGAGUACUCAGCAAAUGAUACCUAUACUGUUCAGAUCAGCCCAAUGAGCGCUUUUGUGGAUCACUACAUCGAAUGGAUGGAAUUAUGCGGUAGAGUGCUUGGCCUUGCACUGAUACAUCGAUGCCUUAUUGAUACAUUUUUUACACGCGCCUUCUACAAAUCUCUUCUCGGAAUGUAUGUUUUUUACCCACAUACAAUCUGUGAUCAUUUUACCGAAUAUUUGCUACUUCUAAAUUACGAUGAGACACCUGAAGCGCCUUUUGUAAUCGACGACUUGCAAUCAAUGGAUUCGCAGUUUUACAAUAGCUUGUUAUGGAUCAAGGAGAACAAAGUGACCAGUGAGCUUGACCUUACAUUCAGCGUAACCGAAGACGUCGGUGGACAAAUUGUUGAAAAAGAACUGUUACCGAAAGGGAAGGAUCUUUUGGUUACGGAAAGAAACAAGCAUGAGUUCAUAGCCAUGAUGAUCAAGUGGAGGAUCGAACGAGGAGUCACCGAGCAGAGCAGGGCUCUUCUUCGUGGCCUUUAUCAGGUUCAGCCCUAUUAUAUUAUUGAUCGAGAUUUGCUAUGCAUUUUCGACAGUAAGCAGUUGGAGUUGGUUUUAUCUGGGACAGUGGAGAUCGAUAUUGAUGACUGGCGAGAAAAUACUGAGUACAAAAAUGGCUACUACGCUGAGCAUAUCUGCAUCGUUUGGUUCUGGGAUACUUUUGUAACCGGGACAUCAAGUAUACCUUACGAAGGUUUUCGAGCACUACGUGGCUCUGACGGACCAAAGAAAUUUACCAUAGGUAUUUUUACGCAUUUCUGA
Molecule: messenger RNA, 1143 nt
Organism: Gongylonema pulchrum
Lineage: Eukaryota; Metazoa; Nematoda; Chromadorea; Rhabditida; Gongylonematidae
Source: the annotation of a GenBank genome assembly